Molecule: messenger RNA, 2070 nt
Organism: Klebsormidium nitens
Lineage: Eukaryota; Viridiplantae; Streptophyta; Klebsormidiophyceae; Klebsormidiales; Klebsormidiaceae
Source: the annotation of a GenBank genome assembly
AUGGAGGGCAGUAAACGAGUGCUCGGUUUGGUCGCGUUCUUUGCAGCCGUUGCUCAGCUCCUAGCUGCAGCACAGGGUCAGAAUGCUGCAGACGUCUGUACCGAUUCCCCGACCGGCGUCCCUGUUACCAUCACCUUUCAUGCAGAGGGACGCGCAGCCGAUGCGUCGUGGACCAUCACUUCAGCAACCUUUUCCACGCACGUUCUCCUCCAGGGAAGCAACUACACAAAUCACUCCACCACCAUCGUCGCCGCCUGCUUCCCUCCCGGCGCCUACAACCUAUGGCUGAAAGCCGCGUCCGGCAACGGUUGGGAGCCAGGCACGUUCAUCCAGCUCAGCGGGACUGGCGUGUCCGAACAGCGCCAGCUGGCGCUUCCCAGUUCGUCGAUCGGGCUGCAGUCGUUUUCCAUAAGCGGGCCGGAGGGCGUCGCGGCUUUGGUUCCUGCGCAGGCCGGACCGGCGCCGACGGUCAUUCUGGGCGAGGCGAACGGGUCGACAGUGGGGGGGGCAGCAGCGCGGAGCGCUACAAGCGUGGGCGCCAGCGCUCCCGGCACGUCUUCCAGCAGCGGGGCCAAAGUGGGCAGCAUCGUGGGUGGGGUCCUUGCAGCGGUGGUCGUUUUGGCGGUGGCUACAGCCGGCGCGGUGUUUGUUGUGCGGCGGAGGGGGCUGCACCCGAGCCUGAGCUUCCAAAAGGUUCAGCGCGACAAGAACGGCAACUUUUGCGUCAGUUGGGGCCGGUCCGUAAGUAGCCCCCAGAAAGGAAAAGAUGUCUGGCGCCGGACGAUGCACUUCGCGCUCGCGGCCGCGCGCACGCGCCACGUGACCGCCGAGGUGUUCACGUACAAGGACCUCGCGCUGGCGACCGGCAACUUCUCCAAGGCUAACAUCCUAGGAGAAGGGGGUUUUGGCAGGGUUUAUCGCGCCGCGCUCGAGGGCGGCCGCGUGGCCGCGGUCAAGCAGCUGGACCCCAAGGGGAAGCAGGGCGACAAGGAGUUCCGAGUGGAGGUGGAUUUGCUAAGCCGGCUGUACCACCCGAACUUGGUGCAACUCAUAGGCUAUUGCGCGGACAGCGACCACCGGCUGCUCGCGUAUGAGUUCAUGCCCAACGGAUCCGUCCAGGACCACUUGCACGGGCGCGGCCCGAAACCUCUGGACUGGCGCGCGCGCGUGCGCAUCGCCCUGGGGUCCGCGCGCGGCCUCCAUUACUUGCACGAGGGCACCGAGGCCCGGGUUUUCCACCGGGACUUCAAGUCGUCCAACAUCCUGCUGGACGAGAAACUGGAGGCCAAGGUCGCCGAUUUUGGGCUGGCCAAACUGGCGCCCAAUCACAACGACGACAUCAGCACGCGCGUAUUGGGUACCUUCGGAUAUGUCGCCCCCGAGUACGUGAUGACCGGGCACUUGACCGAGAAGUCGGACGUGUACAGCUACGGCGUCGUGCUCCUGGAGCUCAUCACCGGGCGGCGCCCGGUUGACAUCCGGCGACCGCCCAAAGAACAGAGCCUGGUGUCGUGGGCGGGCCCCAACCUAAGCAACAAGGACAAACUCCUCGAGAUGGCGGACCCAGCGCUCGGCGGGCGCUUUCCUAUCAAGUCGCUCUGCACGGUCGCCGCGAUCGCGGCCAUGUGUGUACAGGCGGAGGCUGACUACCGGCCGCUGAUGGGCGACAUCGUCGAGACGCUGCUGCCGCUCGCGGAGGACGACGAGGGGAUCCCCCCGCACGUGGUCAUCGACCUAACCGACUCCUCCCCUUCAAAACCCGAUUCCGGUGCGUCCUCGUCCACGUCCCAAGAAGGCCUUCUGGGUCGCACCAAAGCCUCCAGCGACAAGCCCCUGUGCCUCGUCUGCCACUCGAAGCCGCGCGCGGCGACCAGCGACCUGCCCUGCCAGCACGACGUCGCCUGCAAAGAGUGCACGCGCGAGCUAGCAGGGGGCGCGCGCGCGUGCCCCGUCUGCGACCUGAGCUCGGGGCUGGUAGUGUCGGAGUCGAGUCGGGAGCGGAGUAGGAACGAGAGUGGGGAGAUUACGGAGGAAGUUGAGAUGGCGCCGGCGGAUCAUCUGGACGUAUGA